Messenger RNA from Myotis myotis, 906 nucleotides. Its product is annotated as olfactory receptor 5B2-like. Gene Ontology annotation, cellular component: membrane. The record is from RefSeq and is a predicted model, not a curated record. Lineage: Eukaryota; Metazoa; Chordata; Mammalia; Chiroptera; Vespertilionidae. The transcript is spliced from 2 exons. The coding region runs from base 1 to 906 and encodes 301 amino acids. Gene Ontology annotation, biological process: G protein-coupled receptor signaling pathway; sensory perception of smell. Gene Ontology annotation, molecular function: G protein-coupled receptor activity; olfactory receptor activity; odorant binding.
AUGGAGAACAAUACAGAAGUGACCGAGUUCAUCCUCUUUGGACUAACCAAUGUCCCAGAACUGCAGGUCCCCCUCUUUUUAAUGUUCACCGUCAUCUACCUCAUCAGUGUGGUUGGAAACCUGGGGAUAAUCAUCUUGAUUCUCAUGGACUUUCGCCUCCAUACCCCUAUGUACCUUUUCCUUAGUAAUUUGUCUUUGGUUGACUUUUGUUCCUCUACAGCUGUCACUCCCAAGGUUAUGGCUGGGUUCCUUGUAGGAGACAAGGUCAUCUCCUACAAUGCAUGUGCUGCUCAGAUGUUCUUUUUUGUAGCCUUUGCCACUCUGGAAAAUUUCCUCUUGGCCUCAAUGGCUUAUGACCGCUAUGUAGCAGUGUGCAAACCCCUACAUUACACCAUCACCAUGACACCAGGUGUGUGUGCAUGUCUUGCCAUAGGUUCCUAUGUCUAUAGUUUUCUAACUGCCUCUGCCCACACUAUUAACACUUUCAGCCUCUCUUUCUGUAUGUCUAAUCUGGUCCAUCACUUUUUCUGUGAUAUUCCUGCAGUCAUGGCUCUUUCUUGCUCAGACAGGCAUAUUAGUGAGCAGAUUCUUAUUUUUGUGGCAAGCUUCAACAUUCUUUCUGCUCUCCUGGUUAUCUUGAUUUCCUACCUGUUCAUAUUUGUCACCAUCCUAAAGAUGCACUCAUCUUCAGGGUAUCAGAAGGCUCUGUCCACCUGUGCUUCUCACCUCACUGCAGUCUCCAUCUUCUAUGGGACUGUCAUCUUCAUGUACAUCCAGCCCAGCUCCAGCCAUUCCAUGGACACAGACAAAAUUGCCUCUGUGUUCUAUACUAUGGUCAUCCCCAUGUUGAACCCUCUGGUCUACAGCUUGAGAAACAAGGAGGUCAAAAAUGCAUUCAAGAAGUAA